AUGACAAAGUUCAAUGCGAAAUUUGCCAUUAUAAAAAAAACAGCAAUCAUGAAACGCUCAUUCUGUUAUUUUUUCACCUUUAUUAGUUCCCUAAUUUUCCAAGCUGCUUCACAACAAUCACAACAGACUUUAAGCGGUGACGCUGCCACUUGGAAGUCGAGACAAACUCAGAUAUCCAACUUAUUCCAUUUCAUCUGCCCCCGAAACAAGGACCAGAUAAAUGCCGUCAUGUCAGAUUUCAACCCUUUAAACUACCUGAACCUUUACAGUAACCCCACCACUGUAAAGGAAUACAUUGAACAACUUCAUGCAGACCAACUUUACAAGAGGUGGGAUACCUUCAUCAAACGAUGGAGACAUUUGGACGAAAUGACAACAAUCUUCGAAAUUCUUUACUUCAUCGAUGUGUCGCAACCCGUCGGCUGGGAUUUAUUUUACAACACGACGUCCUACUUAUCUGUCCGGGUCAAUGUGGGACAAUUCGUCUGGGCCACGGGGACACUGUUUUCUACAAAGUUUUUCGGAUUAUUGUCCCCACCCGUAUUUUAUGACACGCUGCCACAGUUGUACACCCGGAAGGAAGUGAUCCGAAGCAUGAAUCGGCUUCCGGAACCACCUCCGCCACCUGCUGGACAUGUCGACGUGUAUGACGAGCCCGCCUACUGGAUACAGGACGCGAGUUUGGAGUCAUUCCAUUUUUGGUGGCACACUGACCUCCCGAACGUCAUGGAUAAUAAAAAAUAUGGCUUCGUGUUGGACAGGAAGGGAGAGUUGUUUUUCUACACACAUCACCAGCUGAUGGGACGCUAUUUUGCGGAGAGACGCUCCAACAAUUUGGGGGACAUAGAGCCAAUUUCUUUAAGUGAUGAUUUCCUGCUCAGGAAAGGGUUUGAACCAGUCCGCUUGAAUUAUGACCUUGGCGAAUAUCCGACACGGGGCCCUAACAUGUCGCUAAAGCCACAGGAAGGAUUUCAAAUUCUUAGAGACUCCGAGACUCGCCUUUUGGAAGCAAUUCAAAACGGAUAUGCAAUAAAUGGAAAUAGGGAAGCGGUCCCACUUCACAAUAAUCCAGAGUCCUUUGCGUCCGACAUUUCGGGUAACGAUAUGUUUGGUGCUAUCGUAGAAUCGUCGACAUCCUCGAUAAAUAUUGACUAUUAUGGCUCCAUUCAUGGCGAUCUGCACGGAAACAUUGCUGACAUCAUUGAUCCAAGAUAUCCACAGGAGUUUCCCAUGCCAGGAGUGCAAGAUCAUCAAGAAGUCAACCUCCCGGACCCCACCUUUUACCAGAUUCAUCUCUACAUAGACAACUUGCAUAGACGCCACAAAUACGCAAGUCCUCAGAUACGAAGCGAAAAAGAACUGGUCGUCUCAGGAGUACAAUUACGAUCUCUGAAACUGCAAAGGAAGGGGACCCUUGGUUGGAAUAUUUGGCCUUGGACGCCCAAGGUACAAGUACUCACGACAUACUUUGAAGACGUGACGAGGGACGUGAGUAACGCUGUUGUAGAUUGUAACAGACUUUCGCAGGGUGAAAUAUUUCAAACAAAAGUACAACAACUCAAUUACCACGAAUUCGACUAUAAAUUAGAGAUAUGGUCAGGUCACAUGGGAGUAGAAAACUUCAUUGCACGUAUUUUCAUGGCACCAUAUCUCGGAGCGGAUGGGAAGCCUUCCUCAGAAGAUGACCUUCACUGGAGCAUGUUUGAAAUGGACAAGUUUCCAUUCGUUCUCAAGCCCGGAUUGAAUCGCCUUACGAGACCGAGUGGUCGGAGCCUGGUGUGCGUGGGGCAUGAGGACCAAAAACUUCGGAGAGCGUGUGGUUGGCCGCGUCAUCUCCUUCUCCCCAAAGGAACGGCGGACGGGUUGGCCAUGAAAUUGUUUGUCCUCGUGUCCCCUGCCCAAGCGGGACAAAAUGGGGGCGCCGUCUACACGGUCGACAAUGAGAUGAACUUUCCAGCUCUAAGCUUGUGUGGACAUCCUUGGGAGAAAUAUCCCGACGAUAAGCCCAUGGGAUAUCCUUUCGAUAAGAAAAUUCAUUUCGACCCCCCAUUCGCGGCUGGACUAAUAGGCCUUACAAAUUAUGGAUUUUAUGACGUACUAAUAAAGCAUGUCACUGUGAACUAUUGAUAAUACUGAUUAAUUACUAAUACUAAUUAAUUAAA
Molecule: messenger RNA, 2162 nt
Organism: Folsomia candida
Lineage: Eukaryota; Metazoa; Arthropoda; Collembola; Entomobryomorpha; Isotomidae
Product: hemocyanin B chain
Exons: 9
Coding region: 1-2127 (708 amino acids)
Molecular function (GO): oxidoreductase activity
Source: RefSeq, a predicted model, not a curated record